CUUAAAAAAAAAAAAAAAAAGGCAGUUCCACAGGUGAUUCUAAUGUGUAGCCAGGGUUGAAAACCACUAUUCCAGAGUAUGAGGAGGAACUCUCUGCCAUUAGUAAGCAAUAUGCCUUUUUAUAUUGGGAGUUAUUUCUGUGAUCUGUACAAUCACUUUACCUCUCUUCCCCAUUACCUUGAAUCUGGGCUCUAGGUUCAAAUCUACCCCCAGUCACUUGGGUAGAUUAUAUAACCUUUAAGAUUAUUAAGUAUUAUAUGAGACCAUAUAUGCCAAGGAUUCAUCACAUUAUGUGAUACUGUGCUCAAUAAAUAAUAACUUUCAUUAGUUAUCCUCCACAGUCAGUGUUCUGCUUUGAGAAACAUAGCGGCAGAGUACUAAGAAAUCAGAACUGCCAUUUUCAGACCUAAUGAUGAUUGACUUUUGUCCUAUUUUUCCAUUUCUACACAAUUUACAUGAGGUUAAAUUGCCAUGUAAAAUAUUUUGGUGACAAUUAGUAAGAAUCUUUAUUGAAAACCUUAACCUGUUUUGUGGUGACAUAGAGUAAUAGUAAUACAAAACUUUUUGGUGUGUGUGACUUUGUCAUGCAUAAUACAAAGGAAUGCUGUGCCAGUUAGUAGCCCAGUUAGUGCCUAUAAAGGUUUUGAAAUUGGUGCUUAUGGGUUACUAUAACUGUUGAGCAGACUCAGUUUUUCUUGCCUCUAAAUACAGAUGGGAAAAACUAGUAAGGCAGUUAUGGUAAAACUGCUGCUGCUCCCAGCCCACCUCUUUUUUUUAAACCAAGGAGCUCUUUAGAGAAGUCUUCCUUUACUGAUUUGGAAAUAAAUCAUAGUACAAACUGAAUUAUCUGUAAUUCUGAUCAGUCUGAAAAGAUAUAGAUUCAUCCAUGUGUAUUUUUCAUAGACUUCACUUUUGAGUAGACGUUUAUAGUUGGAUAUUUUUGCUUUUUUUCCCUCCGUACUUCAAUGUAUCAUGUUAUAGUAUUACUCUUAUUUUGGGAAUCACUGUAUUCUCAUAUGACAUGAUUUGGCAAGUCAUUAUAGUGAUGUGACAAAGUAAGUUACCUUCCAUUUUCUACUACACAGGCAAGUUUUUGUUAGUUUGGGGGCAUAAUCAAAUUUUAGGGAUAUAAGGAUGUAAUAUAAUAAUUUGUCUAAACAAAGUCUGCUUUAAUGUGGUUUUCAAUAUUUAUUUAUUAUUUAUUUAUUUAUUUAUUUAUUUGGUAGGCUCCACACCUAACAUGAGCCCAGUGCAGGGCUUGAACUUAUUAUGACCCUGGGAUGAACACCUGAGCUGAGAUCAAGAGUCGGAUGCUUAACCGACUGAGUCACCCAGGCACCCUGCAAAUAUUUUUAUAUUGACUGCAAAUCAGACUUAUACUUUGUACUUCCAUCAUGAUCGGUUUUCUUUUUUGACAUUCUUCUGGAUGAGUUUAAUAAUUUUCUUCAUUGUUAGAUUUGCAAGUAGCAGUAUGGAACAAUAUGGCAGUUCCAACAGAGAGAUCUCUUAUACAGAAGCAUAUUUUGAGGAAAAGUGAUAUUUGAAGGAAGAGGGGAAUAAGUUCCUAUUAUUGCUUAAUAUUGAUGUACAUGUAAUUUAAAAGACUUGAGUUCACAUUUCAAUUAAAAGUAGAUUUUCUGUGUGUGUGUGUGAGAGAGAGAGAGAGAGAGAAAGAGAGAGAGGAAAGGGGGAGGGAGAGAGUCUUCUCAUUCUAUUAUGUAAUGAAGAUGAGGGGAAAAGUGAUUACUAGGUGGUGUAGGCCAGAUUGGUUAGUAUUUUAAAAUUACGAAGUUUUUUACCUCUCAGUAAAUUUGUGCAAAAUACAGUGAUCGUUGGUGAAGACUUUAACUUUUCAUAAUGAUAGUGCUAAAGGAUGUUAAUCUAAAAGUUAGAAUUUAAAUAUAGUUUUUAGGCCAGUAUUUUCCUAGCUGAUCUAUCACUAUAACUGACAUUAUUUGCUUCUGUCUCACUUCAUGCCCUCCUGUAUCACAAUCACUUGGGGCUUUCCUAGGCAUAAUCUUUGACUUCUAACUUAAGCCCUGUCAUAGAGCCAAGUUAUUUUGCUAAAGUUUGUUUCUAAUAAUGUUAUUCUCUUUUAAUUUCACUAAAUUAUUGUAUCUUCGUGUACUCUCUUCUGAGGUAUAAUCUUCCUACCAUCUCCACAAAUAAUUCCUCAUCCUUCAGCACCAGUUUUUACCAAUGGCUGUGGAACUCACUCUCUUUGCUUGUCUUCAUCUCAGAUUUGGACUGAGCAACAAAUUUGAAUCAGAAUUCCCUUCUUCAUUAACUGGAAAAGUAGCUCCUGAAGAAUUUAAAGCCAGCAUCAACAGAGUUAACAGUUGUCUUAAGAAGAACCUUCCUGUUAAUGUACGUUGGCUACUUUGUGGCUGCCUUUGUUGCUGCUGCACAUUAGGUUGCAGUAUGUGGCCAGUUAUUUGCCUCAGUAAAAGAACACGAAGAUCGAUUGAGAAGUUAUUAGAAUGGGAAAACAAUAGGUUAUACCACAAGCUGUGCUUGCACUGGAGACUGAGCAAAAGGAAAUGUGAAACGAAUAACAUGAUGGAAUAUGUCAUCCUCAUAGAAUUUUUACCAAAGACACCGAUUUUUCGACCAGAUUAGCAUUUACUUUAUUUAUAGAGACUUUCCAAGUAUGUUGUCUUUCCAAUGGUGCCUUGCUUGGUGCUCUCCUGGUGGUGACAUAACAUUGGUUCUACAGAAUCGUGUGGUGUUUUUUUCUGUUUUUGUUUUUUUAAAUAACCGCAUGUUCUAAGUGUGCAUUUUUGUCAAACUUUGCAAGUUAUUUCAUACAGAUGUUUAAUACUUAAGUUAUUGUGCUCUUUUCUGUUAUGUAUUCUGAUUUUCAAGGAUUACUUUUUUGUAUUAUCGAAAAAAUACAUUUGAACUUAGCAUAAAAAGUGGCCAGCCUUUUUUAUUUUUCACCAAGGUACACACAGUCCUUUAUUUAUUAAUUCCAUAAUAUAGAAGAACACUUUUGUAAGGUUCUACUUAUCUAUUCUAGCAAGCACACUCUUUGUAUUAUUUUUCUUCCUUUUAAAAUUUAAAAUAGUUAUUUUAAAACAAUAAGUUUUCUUUAAUAGCUUUUUGAACCUAACACAUCCCUUCCCAUACAAUUCCUAAUGCUCUGUUUACAGCAGAAAUAUCCCUAACAUUAUGAAAACCUAUCAAAAAAAAUUUGAAAGUAUUUCUGUCUUCAGAGGUAAUAAGGCAGGAUUAAAUUAUUUUUAUUAGAAUAGACAAAUAAUGAAUGGUAUGCAUGCACCUAAUGGUUACUAGAGCUCAGGAUCACAAAAUACGGUAGCAUUACAAUCUGUGUAUAUUUUUGAUCAAGAUGAUAAUAAUGGCCUUACUUGCGUUAUUUUUUAUUGUUUAUCAAAUCUUAUAUAGAAAAGUAUGGAAAUACUCCUUUAAAAAAUUUCUAAGGAAAAUAUUUCUCCCAAUCUAACAUAAUUGUAAAAUGGCUAUGUUUCUGAAAAGUUUUUGAAAGAAAGCAAAAGUUCUAGAACUAAAAGUAAACUGGUGUUUAAUAUCCCAUUGAUACUUAGAACAGAUUAUUACUAAGAAAUGGAGGACAUAUUUAGUACUGUUUUAAUCCACUUGUCCAGUUAUGUAUACUUUUUUGAUCGAGAAUGUGACAUAUAAGUUCAGAUUAGUUUGUUUCUUUUAACUAUACACAUACAUAUUUUUUUUUUCUUUCCUUUUGGUUGUACAUAUCUCCAUGUGUUUUAAAACUUUCUAAAUUUCUGAGUGGCCUAUGUGUAAAUUUCUGUUUUUAUAGACCUGGCAUUAUACAAGUUUUAAUGUGUGUCAAAAACUUGUUCCAUACAGCUGUGGUAUCUAGCAAUAAUGUGAAUAACUUUUGAAAUUAUAUAAACUAUGCUUACUAAUUUGUAUUAAGAAUUGGUACCACUAUACAAUAUCUUUUCUCCUUGUAUUAAAUCUUUUAAAUACCAGUUUCAUUAAUUUAUAUACCUGUAUUUUUUAAAAGUAUUUCUCUGUACUUCUCCAAAGUACUGUAAUUCUAUAUAAAUUUGAACAGUUGGAUUCUAAUAUCUUAUAUCCUAUAUCUUAUAUUGGACAUUAGGAACUAUCUUAAAAACUAGGGUGGUUUGGUUUUUUUUUUUUUUUUUACUUGAGAAUUAAUUGCUUCCAUUGCCCUCCAAAACACUUCGCAACUUGAAUUUAUGAACCACUUUUCCUACGAAGAGCUCAAAGUACAAAUAAUUCCAGUACUUCUCGCUUUAUUGACCUUGUGUCCAGGGUGUGUCCUACCACUUUCAAGUAGUGGAACUGAAAGGUAAUGCUAUUCAAAAACUAGUAUUCCUAUAUGGUUUCAGUGUGAAAGAUUAUUGUCUGGAGAAGGCCAACUGCCUCUGGAUUCUGAAAGAGCAGAAAAAUAUAACUGUAGACUCUGCAACACAGUGUCCUAAAUUCUGUAAAUUUGUAGGGUACCAUAUUGAUCAGCUUUAUAGGAACAACUGUAUCUAUUUAGGUAUAAUUUUUUUCUCCUAUUAUUAGUCUUCUGGAAAUUUCAAUUUAAAAAUCAUUCCCCAAAGAAUAUUGUAGCAGUAAGAUAAUUUUUGUAGUUGUUAGUAUUUAGGUAUAGGAAUCCUUUUAAAGCUUUUUUGAUUUUGAGAGGUAUGUCAGUUGCUCUAAGGGCCCCUAGAAAUGUACACUCUGACAUUUCUAAUGUAUAUGUAGAAAAGAACCAGGAAUGCCUAAUAUGUCGCAUUGCCAUUAGCCAGCUACGCCUUGAGCCGUUAGAUUUCCAUGUUUGGUCUUUUCUUUGUGGCCCCUAGUUAAGCCCUCUGGCUUAUCUUUUCUUGAUUCAUGAAUCUAAGUUCCCAUGUUACUGGAAAUUAGAAAUGUCAGAGAUGCCUAUGUUGUAUGAACAUUAGUCAAAGGAAGUAUUUAAAAUGAUAAUUGUUCUUCAGUUCCUGUUUUCUGACUUAAAGUUUGUGAGAUAUGAAGCGUAAGUAGUUUUAAAACUGGCCAAAGAAAGGUAUUAUUGGCAGAAAAUCUAGUAUAGAUUUUUACAGAGUACGUAUAGAAUUAUAUGUGUAGGAUUUACAUAGGCUAAGUGAAUAACUUAAUGAACUUUGUUUAUAUAUUACUGGCGUUUUACAGGUAGUCCAUCAUUCUUGUGGAGAAACAUUUAUUUGCAAAGCUUAUUUAUUUUAACACAUGACUAUUUUAUAUCUGGCUUAAAAUAUGUACUCUAGAAUCUAAAGACUAUAAGUAAAACUCAAGUGACACAUUUAGUUUCUAAGGCAGAUACUGGCCCUGCUCACAAGAGGUUCACCUUACUCAUAUAAAAAUGGUCAUAGAUGCUUUAUUAAGACUCUUUAAUUAAAGGCUAGGUUCCAUUAAUUUGAAAUAUAAACAUGUAAUUUUGGCUGAAACUCAAAACGUGUUCAAACUUUUAAUAGUAAGCAAUGAUUUUCUUUUCUUACUAGAGAAACUACUUUUAUAGUUGAACAAUUUUAAAUCAGGAAGAACUACAACUUUCUCCAUGGUUUUCGGUUUUAUUUGUAGACAACUUCUGAUUGCUUCUUUAUAUUAGUAGACACAGGCAAACUGUAUAAAACUUUGACAACAUUCCAAAUCAAUCUUGGGUUAUAAAAGAAUGAUAUUAAUAGUAACCUGUACAGCUGGACCCACAGUUGCAUGCAUUCAAACUACAAUAGUCUUAUGUAACAUUAUGUACGUAGACUGUUUUAACUUUUAUGGUAUUCUGCUUUGCAUUUAUAACCUUUAGCUGCAUGCCUGAUUUUCACUGUAAAUAUUUGCUUUGGUUUAAGUAUUGGUCAGUAGUACUAAAUCAGAAGUACAAUCUGUUUAAAACUGUCUUUGACUGAAUUCCAACAUCUAGUCCUGGACCCUCUUGUCUUCUCUAUCCUACUGAAGCAGUUUGGGUCCUUUUGCUGCCCUCUUGAUGUCCAGUCUUCAUCCAGACAGGGACAUAGUUCACAUUGCCUUUUGUCUUCCUUCCCCAGAGCUCACAGUACAAAUGGUAAUUCUUUUGCAUUCUUAGCUGGGUGUCUAGAAGGCCAAUUAAAGUGAGUUAGUCACAUUAAGUGAUUAAUGGGUGACACUCUCAAUUCUGUUAAGGUGGUACUUGCAUUUUAAAAGUUUCUUAACUUAAAUUUCCCACUGAUGCAGUGGUACAAUUGAUAUUUUCCUUUUCAACAGACCUUAUCAGUCCAGACGUUGCAGGGAGAGGAUAAUAGGACGGUUGCAUGUGGAGCUUCUCAAACCACCAUUUCUGAAGAAAGCUGAUUUAUAUCUAGUCUUAUGGCAGAAGGAAUAGGCUUAAGGCCAAUCCUAAACCAAACUACUAAUUAUCCCAUAAUAGUUGUGUUAAAUAUACUUUUAGAUAUAAUUGCCAACUUUCUUAUUUUUAGGAACAUACCUUUUAUAUUAAGUUGAAAUGUGAACAUACCUUUUAUAUUAAGUUGAAACUUGAGUUAUCAUCUUGUUCUGUACUUUUACAGAGCCUUUUUAGAUAGUAAUAUAAGAGAAGCCUAAAUAUUGUUUAUGUUUGUUAGUAGUCAUAAUUCUGUGUACUAGGGAGCAGUAUUCCCCUUCCUGCCAUCAUUGUGAAUUGAAACAACAGAGGUUGUUUGUAGCCUUAAUAGACAAUACUGAAGAUAGAAAUUUAGAAUGCUAAUCCUGAUUUUGAAGUUAUUUCUGAUGUUCUGCAAAAUUUUCAAAUUACUUGGCUUCUUUGCAUUUAUCUUUUUCCACAAAAGGAAGAUACUAUGACUACCUCAUAUUUAAAAAAAAUUUUUUUUUGCUAUUAUUUACUAAGGUCUAUAUAAGAAUAGAAGUGAAUGAGUAGCUUUUUGACUUAUUUACAUAGUCAGCAGAAACCUGAGUUACUAUCAAAUUUUGCAUUUAAAAUUAGAGAGUACUUCCUAUAUUUAUAGUAAUGAUUUGCAUGUUUAAAAAUCACAUAGACAUUAAAUACUUGAGAAAUAAUCUUCCUAAUAAGACCUUUUCAGAUAUAAUUACAGAUACCUAAGCAAAAUCAUGCCCGCUCCUUAAAUAGCAUUUCCUCUACUUCAUAAACAUGGUGCUGAAUUGGAGAGUUGGCUGCUUUUGCUUUUUUCUCUUUAUGAAAGAGAGUAUAUUGCUUUCUCAGCUCUUUAUCUCAGAAAUAUUUUAAUAAAUUAACCAUACUAGGCAUUCUUAAUUUUGGCAGAUAAGCCAGAAUUUUAUGUAUUUAUUUUUAAAGAGCAUCAACCAGCCUUUAAGAGAAGACAAGUAAUGGAUCAAUGUUUUGGCUACUGUAUUGGACCAUAAGACAUUCUCAAACUGCAGAUUUCCUCUCCUGUUCUCUCUCCUGCUGGUUUGUAAUUUAGUAUAACUGGUUCCAGUUCUUGACAUAAAUACUAUACGGAUUUAAAAUGUUCUAGAAGGAUUGAUUCUACUCCUUCAAGAAACCUUUUGCACUAAUAAAAGACCAACUCCUUUCUCUCCUAGUAGCAGCUUAUUUAGUUAGGUAAUUACAAUAAUCUCCUUGCAUUGCCAUGAAGUCUUCACAAAUAGGAGUUUGUUUUAACUGAAGUUAUCAAAGCUCUUUUAAAGUCUCUUAUUUCUUUUUACAUUUGUUGGAGCUAAUGAAUGACAUUUUGUCCUCUCAGAGGAGCUAAGUAUUAUGAAGCUGGCAGUGGAAGCAAGGUAGACAUUGGAAAGCAGUAUGCUGAAAUCUACCGUGUGAGAGAAAUAACUACAUUGUUAUCCUAUGCUUUGAUUUACAAGGGGCAAAAUUAUGCAAUUGCACACAGCUUUAUGCUUCCUUUUAUACUUUAUGUAUGACAAUGGAACUUAUUUUUUUUAAAGAAAGAAAAAAUAUUGUUCUAGAUAGUCUUCCUCUGCUAUCAUGUCCUUUGAGAAGAUAAUGGGAGGCUACUUUGAAUAAAGUAUUCUUUUAUUUAUCUUUUAUAAUGUAAGUGUGACAAUUUUUAAAAAACACUAAAGGAUUUUUGGAAUUUAUUCCUAUAUCCUUAAUAAGCAUGGAAUAAUUUUCAAAUAAAAUAAUCAGAAACUUA
Molecule: messenger RNA, 8072 nt
Organism: Canis lupus familiaris (dog)
Lineage: Eukaryota; Metazoa; Chordata; Mammalia; Carnivora; Canidae
Gene: CHIC2
Product: cysteine rich hydrophobic domain 2
Exons: 6
Coding region: 2200-2619 (139 amino acids)
Source: RefSeq, a predicted model, not a curated record